Molecule: messenger RNA, 1262 nt
Organism: Schistosoma spindalis
Lineage: Eukaryota; Metazoa; Platyhelminthes; Trematoda; Strigeidida; Schistosomatidae
Source: the annotation of a GenBank genome assembly
AUGCAGAAGUGGUUUCUGUCGGAUUAUGUAGAACCGAUUGAAGGGCUUCACAGGCUUUUGGAAGUUGACAGGGUCACUGUGAGGCAAAUAAAAAAGAACCAAAGUUCAAAGCUACAUGAUGCAGUGGUUUAUGAAGCCCUGUUAGAUACUUCUGAACUUCUUUUAAAAUUUGUUGAAAAGUCCAGCUUUGCACAAAGAUUUUGGUGUGGAUCUCACAGAGCAUUCGAUAUGGAAGUGCGAAAUGUAAACGGAAAACUUGUUAUGCAUCUUCAACGGCCAUUGAAGUGUUCAGCAGUUGUAUGUUUUUGUUGUCCUUAUGAAAUGAAAGUUGAAGCUCCAGUAGGUGAACCAAUGGGUAGUAUUGUACAAAAUUAUGGACGAUUUGGUCAUACAUUUUACCUGAAAGAUUGGAAUGAUAACAUAAAUUUAGAUAUAAAAGGUCCUUGGUUUUCUUAUACCUGUUGUCUUGAUCUUAUUUUUAAGAUUUAUGCACAUGAACAUAAUAGAUCAAUUGGACGGAUAAUAUGUCGUCGAGAUCAAGAAAAUGAUAGUUUUCGUGUUGACUUCCCUUUGGACUUGGAUUAUCGUAUGAAACUUUUGCUUAUUUGUGCUGCAAUAUUUUUGAAUACAAAGUAGUUUCUAACACAACUUUUGGAAAUUCUGGCAGUACAAUGAAUUAUCAGUAAAGAAAAUACAAAUAAAAAAGGAUAUUAAUAUUUAUAAUAAUUAUGAACUAUAUGUGCUGUAAGUCAGACAUGAUAGCGAAUGAGGAAAAGAGUGUGUGUGUGUGUCCAUAUUUAAUAGUUUAACAUUAGUUUUAACUGUGAGUGUUACAAUCAUAUGUACGUGUGUGGGUGUGUGCGAGUGUGUGUGUGUGUGUAUGUAUAUACUUCCAAACGUCUAUCAUUUUCUCUACUUUUCCAUUUAUUUAAUACCUGUACUAUCAUUCUCUUUGUCAAUUCGCAAACAAAUAGCCUAUUUUACACUCUUUUCAAUGUUCAAUAAUCUUUUAUUUAGUUGUUUGUUUUUUCUGAAGUUAAAUUAACCUUGAAGUUGUGGAUUUUUUUUCUGACCUUUAGUUUUAUAUUAUUUAUUAAUAUCAUAAUACUAUGAUGGAACAAACAAAAAUAUACCUUUAAAGAGGGAAUCUUGAAAGAUAAUGGAGUUCUGGAAUCAUAUUACAAAGAAUGAUUAUAUAAUAAAUGAAUAUCUACUAAGAUGAUGUAAUGAAAUAAUAGUGAAAUUGAUUAUUGAAACAAAAU